Oncorhynchus nerka (sockeye salmon) is the source of this 2875-nucleotide messenger RNA. It is a transcript of the gene mstnb, whose product is annotated as myostatin b. Bases 383 to 1504 code for a protein of 373 amino acids. Gene Ontology annotation, molecular function: cytokine activity; growth factor activity. NCBI's taxonomy places the organism in Eukaryota, Metazoa, Chordata, Actinopteri, Salmoniformes, Salmonidae. The record is from RefSeq and is a predicted model, not a curated record. Gene Ontology annotation, cellular component: extracellular region. The transcript is spliced from 3 exons.
CUUAAGUUCAUGCAAUAAAUCAAUAACCAUAUCCGAAAUGUUUAUUUGACCAUUUGCAGUACUGUCUUGUCUGAUUGAUAGUGUAGUUGUCUCAAAACUAUUCCAAACCUUGCCAUUGCGUACCUCUUUAAGGUUUGACAGAAAAAUGCAGUUCAUGUCUGUCUGUUAAAUUCAUUGUUGCCAGCCCAACCAAUCAUAGAUUUUGACGACACAAAAGAGAGGCCAAAGUUGCAAUAUAAAAAGGGCUGCCGAAUUAAAGUAUGACACCUAUCAGUGUAGAGCCUGAUUUCAAACAGAGGCAACUCUGUAGUCCGCCUUCACAUAUGCCAAUACAUAUUACAUUUGGGAUUCAAUUUUUAUAGCAAACUCCGCACCUUAGAUAAUGCAUCUGACGCAGGUUCUGAUUUAUCUCAGUUUCAUGGUUGCUUUCGGUCCAGUGGGUCUUGGUGAUCAAACCGCGCACCACCAGCCCCCUGCCACGGAUGACGGCGAGCAGUGCUCAACAUGCGAGGUCCGACAGCAGAUCAAAAACAUGAGAUUACACGCCAUCAAGUCCCAAAUUCUUAGCAAACUGCGACUCAAGCAAGCUCCCAAUAUCAGCAGAGAUGUUGUCAAGCAGCUCUUGCCUAAGGCGCCGCCUUUGCAGCAACUUCUUGACCAGUACGAUGUUCUUGGAGAUGACAAUAAGGAUGGAGUUAUGGAAGAAGAUGAUGAACAUGCCAUCACAGAAACAAUCAUGACAAUGGCCACUGAACCCGAAUCCAUCGUCCAAGUCGAUCGGAAACCCAAGUGUUGCUUAUUCUCCUUCAGUUCGAAGAUUCAGGUGAACCGCAUAGUUCAUGCGCAGUUAUGGGUGCACCUUCUGCCAGCUGACGAAGUCACCACCGUGUUUCUGCAAAUCUCCCGCCUGAUGCCUGUCACGGACGGGGGCAGGCACAUAGGUAUCCGGUCUCUAAAGAUCGACGUGAAUGCAGGAGUCAGCUCUUGGCAAAGUAUCGACGUGAAACAAGUGCUGUCCGUAUGGCUGCGGCAGCCGGAGACGAAUUGGGGGAUCGAGAUUAAUGCGUUCGACUCGAAGGGAAAUGAUCUGGCCGUUACCUCAGCAGAAGCAGGAGAAGGACUGCAACCCUUCAUGGAGGUGACGAUUUCAGAGGGCCCAAAGCGCUUCAGGAGAGACUCGGGCCUGGACUGUGACGAGAACUCCCCCGAGUCCCGCUGUUGUCGCUACCCGCUCACGGUAGACUUUGAAGACUUUGGCUGGGACUGGAUUAUUGCCCCCAAGCGCUACAAGGCCAACUACUGCUCUGGUGAGUGCGAGUACAUGCACCUGCAGAAGUACCCCCACACCCACCUGGUGAACAAGGCCAACCCUCGCGGCACUGCCGGGCCCUGUUGCACCCCCACCAAGAUGUCCCCCAUCAACAUGCUCUACUUCAACCGCAAAGAGCAGAUAAUCUACGGCAAGAUCCCCUCCAUGGUGGUGGACCGAUGCGGCUGCUCGUGAGCGAGAGCUCUGCCGGUGAGGGGGAGGGGCUCAGCCAGGGUCUCCCCCCUGGACUUUGGGACAGAUCCAUCCACCACUACCAGUGCUUUCUGCAGAACACGGUGCAAUAGAGCCAGAAUAGCGGCUAAAGAAAUGCCCGUUCAUUCGCUGAGCAGCGCUUCCACCACGGACAUGUCUCGUUCAUUUUUUUUUUUUUUCCCCUCCUCCAAUCACAUGUUCGCAGCCACAAUGGCCUAAAACCACAUGGAUGUAGGAACACAACGCCUGUUGGACUUGGGAGUGGACGUAGUAGCCUAAAGUACGCCACAUGUUCCCACAAAACUGUUAAAUGUUACACGCUCCGUCCAGUUAUUCAAACAUACAGACAUGGAUGGACACACAUACACCAGACCUGGGUUCAAAUAGUAUUUGUUUUCUUUCAAAUACUUUGACUGUUUAAUGGAGACAGGUGGGGUUUGCACUUUGGGGAAUAAUCCAUUGAUUCCAUUGCACCAGGCAAGCACAGCUUAAGUACUGGAAAGAAAACAAAUCAUAUUUCAACCCAGGUCAGAAACAUAGGUGCACACACACACACACAGACUCAUUUCCCCCCAAGAUUUUACAGCUACGCUUACCUAUCGGUGUGAUAAUCAUAUAAGCAAUGUUUGAGAGUGAAACCGGGAAUCCUCAACGACUUUUGAAAGGGCUUGGAAAACUAUAGCUGAGGUCUCAGUCUGAACUGGCCUUCAUACAUAAUGCCAUAAACACCAUGCACACACACAGCAACAGUGCAUUCUUAUUCAACUUUUAAUCAUAGCUUUACCACCAUUCAACUGCCUGAACUGCCCUACUCACUUGAAUUAUUCUUAUUGUAAAUCAACAUUACUGGACAGGAGGACUUGAACCGGAGGCACAAUGAAUGCAGUCUACACAUUGAGAUGUGUUUAAGACAGAUAAAUAUAUUUUGAAAAGUAUGAAUGUUAAAACCACGUUUAAACUCUGUCUUACAAAUAACACAGUUUGCACUAUGGCAAACCAAUAGAAAGAAUUGGUUGCUACAAAAGUUGUAAAAUUUGUAUUGUAUACAUAUACCAUUGUUUCCAUUAGCAGUUGCCUUUCUAAACCACUGUUAGUAAAUGUAUAAGACCACAAACUAGCAAGAAAACAGUACAAAUGCGACUAUAUACCUGUUAAUCAAAUAAAGGUGCUUGCUUAUAUGUUAAGUUCAGUUAUUUCAUCCAAUAGCUUAGUAAUGGUAUUUUACUGCCCUAGGAAUUACUAGAGGCUGUGCAUGUAUUCUAGACAAGGGGCGAUGUGCUCCUUCAGCAAUGACUUCUGAAUGACACAAGUGCCAUGUGGAAUCAUAUAAAGGUCAUUUCUAACAUUCCUGUU